ACAGCUCCGUGUUAGCUGGGUCCUUACAGAAGAGGGUUGACAGAUGUGAGGAGUCUGAUAGCCUCAGCUUCCCACCACGGCCAUGUGGGCUUUAAUGAGGGGUUAAUGAGUUGUGCCUCUAACAUCCCGCUUGUAACGCUGUGCGAGCGCUGCGGCACUUCGUCCUCCCCGCCGCCAGGGGGCGCUCGCUCCGCCGCCAUCGCCGCGGGUGCUGCUGAGAGUUGGAUCCCGGUUGGAGGCCGCGGCCAUGCGGAGGGUGAGCAGCAGCGUGUGCAGCGAUGAGGUGCUGCUGGAGGAGCUGGAGACGGAGGGGGAGCGGCAGCUGAAGAGCCUCCUGCAGCAGCAGCUGGACACCAACGCCUCCAUCGAGCGGUGUAAGUCGAAGCGGAGGUGCUUCGCUCCGGCCGCGUUCUACCGGCCCUUCGGGGAGGCGGCGGCCGGGGCUCUGAGCCUGUCCCAGUUCCGAGAGCUGCAGGAGAGCGACAGAGAGACCGCGGCGCUGCGGGACCUGGGGCUGUCCGACCCCGAGAUCGAGCUAUGGAGGAACCGCGCUGCGGGGAAGCGCUCCGGGCUGGGGGCGGCCCCCGAAGCCGUGCGGGAGCGACUCGAUGCCAUCCAGCAGAAGAUGGACGAGAGGCAGCGCAUCCUGCAGCUGCCGCAGAGGUUUGCUGGCAGCAAACAGCUGAGCAGGAGGGAGAUGGAGAUCGAGAACGCUCUAUUCCAGGGGACGGACCGGCAUUCCUUCCUGCGGGCACUGUACCACCAAGAUGACACCCCAAGGGUCACAGAUGAGAAGGACCCCAUGGGUCACCUGGACAGCGUUUACCAAGAGGUGCUGGGCAAGCAGCCGCCUGCAGGGGACCAACCAAGCACGAGUGCUGUGUGCUCCCUGCCUGCCCCAGCCCUGCAGGGCUCUGACCAUGAGGACUCAUCACCUCCUGACCAGCCAGGCCAGGCAGGGAGCCCCAGCCCUCCAUCAAAGCUCCAGCAGCCCCCUCCAGGGCCUGUGACUAUAAAGGAGCCUGUGGAGUUCAUCCCAGAGGAGGAGAUCUGCAGGAACCGGCUCUCUGAGGAAGAGCUCCGCAACAUACCUCGCUUUUCUUCCUACCGUCCUGGGGAGCCCAACAAGGUGCUGUAUGUGAAGAACUUGGCCCCUCGUGUGACCAUGCAGGACCUGGUGUCGCUGUUUGCCCGGUUCCAGCAGGACAGCACACCCAUCCAGUUCCGCCUGCUGAGCGGCCGCAUGCGGGGCCAGGCCUUCAUCACCUUCCCUGAUGUUCAGUCAGCUCAGGACGCGAUGCUGUUGGUGAACGGGUACAAACUGCAUGGGAAGCCCAUGGUGAUUGAAUUUGGGAAAAGCAAAGUGCCAUCAACAGAGGCUGAGGCUGCUGCUCCCUCCUGCUCUGCUGGAGCACCGCCUGCUGCCACGUAAGGGCUGGAGGAGCUCGUGGACUUGAACAGGCCCUGAGCUGGCCUUGCUGAGGACUGGUGGGAGCUGAGUGCAGCUCUGUGCAGCUGCAGGGCAGGGUGAGGGCUGACCGCAGCCUCAAGGUGCUGAGGAAGCACAGCUCUCCUCUGUGCUGCUGGUACAUGAGGCUCUUCAGGGGGGCUGGUGCUGGGUGCUCCUCAUGCACUGUUCUCACACUGCCGUUGGGGUGCUCCACCUGUCUGUGUUAUCAACCCCUUGUGGCGAGGAAGAGGGGAAGCUGUGUGAACAGAUGUGCUGAUAUCGUGUAUUUCUGGAUCUUUAUUUGCACGUCAGUGUGCUCCUUUGAGAGAAAAGGGACUCGUGUGCAAGGAAGCAUCAUUUUUCACACUUGAAUGUUUUAAAGCAUCAGCAUCGUUUGCCUUAAGGUGGUGCUUUGGGUGCAGAAGUUGCUGGGGCUCUGAUAUACUGGAGGUUGUCUGCUCUCACUGGCUGAGCUGCAGCCACUGUUCAGCACAGGAGCUCUGUGUCCAGCAAAAAUAACCCAAGAUUCUA
This is a messenger RNA of Coturnix japonica (Japanese quail), 1981 nucleotides long. It is a transcript of the gene RBM41, whose product is annotated as RNA binding motif protein 41. Gene Ontology annotation, biological process: mRNA splicing, via spliceosome. Gene Ontology annotation, cellular component: U12-type spliceosomal complex. NCBI's taxonomy places the organism in Eukaryota, Metazoa, Chordata, Aves, Galliformes, Phasianidae. Gene Ontology annotation, molecular function: U12 snRNA binding; pre-mRNA intronic binding. The record is from RefSeq and is a predicted model, not a curated record.